Messenger RNA from Trichechus manatus latirostris (Florida manatee), 801 nucleotides. RefSeq names its product mucosal vascular addressin cell adhesion molecule 1 (gene MADCAM1). Gene Ontology annotation, cellular component: membrane. The record is from RefSeq and is a predicted model, not a curated record. Gene Ontology annotation, biological process: positive regulation of lymphocyte migration; integrin-mediated signaling pathway; leukocyte tethering or rolling. NCBI's taxonomy places the organism in Eukaryota, Metazoa, Chordata, Mammalia, Sirenia, Trichechidae. Gene Ontology annotation, molecular function: integrin binding involved in cell-matrix adhesion.
AUGGAGCGGAGCCUCGCUUUCCUGCUUCUCUGCCUGGGGCUCCUGCCGCAGGGCCGCGGGCGGGGCCUGAAGGUGGAUCCCCCGGAGCCCGAGGUGGCCGUGGCGGUGGGCGAGUCGCGGCAGCUCAGCUGCUACCUGGCCUGCCCCAGCCGCUGGGCCGCCUCGGUUCAGUGGCGAGGCCUGGACACCAGCUUGGGCGCCGUGCAAUCGGCCGCGGGCAGCAGCGUCCUCAGAGUGGUCAACGCCUCGCUGUCGGCGGCGGGAACACGCGUGUGCGUGGGCUCCUGCGGGAACCUCACCUUCCAGCGCACCGUGCGGCUCCUGGUGUACGCCUUCCCGGACCAGCUGAGCGUGUCCCCAACAGCCCUGGUGCCUGGGCAGGACCAGACGGUGGUCUGCACAGCCCACAACAUCACGCCGCUGGACCCUGACUCCCUGUCCUUCUCCCUGCUCCUGGGGGACCAGGAGCUGGAGGGGGCCCAGGCCUUGGGCUGGGAGGUGGAGCCCCAGGAGGAUGAGGAUCCCCUGUUCCACGUGACGGAGCGCUGGCUGCUGCCGCCGCUGGGGGCCCUUGCCCUGCACCACCUACAAUGCCAGGCCACGAUGAGGCUGCCAGGAUUAGAGCUGAGCCGCCGCCGGGCCAUCCCAGCACCCAGCCCUGGGGAUGUCCAGCGAUCUGCAGCCCUGUGGACCGGGACCGUGGUGCUGGGGCUGCUCCUCCUGGCUUUUCUCGCCUGCCGCCUGCGGAAGCACUGCCGGUCCCUGGAUGAGGACCAUGCACCCCCAGCUUCCCUACGCUGA